AUGCAGAAUCGAGGUGCCAAGAAGCAGCGUACGGAGAACUGGCGCCUGUUAGAAUACGUGCGAGAUGAUCCUUCUCCCGAGGAACUGCCGAUCAGGAAGGCUGACUCUAAGCGCGAUGCGGAAGUUGGCCUUGAUUGGUGUCGGAUGGUUGACUCAGAUUUAUGUGAUGGGUCGGAGUCUGGUGGACUCUGCGGUCGGCUCAAGUUCAACUGAUUAGGAUUGCUCUGCGUGCGAGAAGAGAAAGCUGGGUAG
Molecule: messenger RNA, 252 nt
Organism: Protopolystoma xenopodis
Lineage: Eukaryota; Metazoa; Platyhelminthes; Monogenea; Polystomatidea; Polystomatidae
Source: the annotation of a GenBank genome assembly